Molecule: messenger RNA, 796 nt
Organism: Medicago truncatula (barrel medic)
Lineage: Eukaryota; Viridiplantae; Streptophyta; Magnoliopsida; Fabales; Fabaceae
Exons: 1
Coding region: 146-559 (137 amino acids)
Molecular function (GO): calcium ion binding
Source: RefSeq, a predicted model, not a curated record
AUAUUCUUCUGGAAACAAUUGUUAAUGGUUAUAUAUACAUGGAAGGAUCCAACUCUUCUCAUCAAAUCACAAGCAUUUGCAAACACAAAACUCUAUUUGUCAAUACAAACUACCUUCCAUUUUUGACAUCAAGUAGAAGUGAAAGAUGAGUGUAGAAAUUUUGGAUGGUGCCACAAUUGUCCAUUUCCUUGAAGAUGAAGAAGCAUUUAAUAGCUCGGUAGGAAAUCGGUUUGCUCGGCUCGACACAAAUAAGGAUGGUCUGCUCUCCUAUGAUGAGAUGUUGAAGGAGCUCAGGAGCUUGAGGGUUUUUGAAACACACUUUGGUAUUGAUGUGGAUUCAGACCCAAAUGAGCUUGCUCGUGUUUAUGAGUCGUUGUUCAUACAGUUCGAUCACAACUUGAAUGGCACGGUUGAUCUGGAAGAAUUCAAGAAAGAAACUAAGCAAAUUAUGCUUGCAAUGGCAGAUGGAAUGGGUUUCAUGCCAAUUCAAAUGGUCUUGGAAGAAGACAGCAUCCUAAAAAUAGCUGUUGAAAGAGAGUCCAGUAAAUUGGCUGCUUAGAUGCUACUAUGAUCAUGCCAAAGAUUUAAGUAAUUCUACAAGUAUUGAAUUUUAACAUUAUUCUGUUAUUCAUGUUACCAUCAAAACACCUUAGUUAUACCGUUUUAUGUUGCGAAUUUCAUAUGUAUGCAUGAACUAAACUAUCUUAAUCUGUCACAAAAGGAAUUGUAUUGUACUUGUGACUGUGAGAAUGAUUGAAAGUUAUGGCUGCAAUAUAUAUAUAAUUUGACAUUUUAC